This is a messenger RNA of Pteronotus mesoamericanus, 3251 nucleotides long. Its product is annotated as amphiphysin. The record is from RefSeq and is a predicted model, not a curated record. Gene Ontology annotation, biological process: synaptic vesicle endocytosis. The transcript has 21 exons. The coding region runs from base 62 to 2113 and encodes 683 amino acids. Lineage: Eukaryota; Metazoa; Chordata; Mammalia; Chiroptera; Mormoopidae. Gene Ontology annotation, molecular function: phospholipid binding; protein binding. Gene Ontology annotation, cellular component: cytoplasm; plasma membrane; synaptic vesicle.
CCUCACCGCUGCCGACCUGACCCGCGCGCCUGCUUCUCACAGCCUCUGUGGACCCGCCACCAUGGCCGACAUCAAGACGGGCAUUUUCGCUAAGAACGUCCAGAAACGACUCAACCGUGCACAGGAAAAGGUCCUUCAGAAGCUUGGGAAAGCUGAUGAGACAAAAGAUGAACAGUUUGAAGAAUAUGUCCAGAACUUCAAACGGCAGGAGGCAGAGGGUACCAGACUUCAGCGAGAACUCCGAGGAUAUUUAGCAGCUAUUAAAGGCAUGCAAGAAGCCUCGAUGAAGCUCACCGAGUCGCUGCAUGAAGUCUAUGAGCCUGACUGGUAUGGGCGGGAAGAUGUGAAGAUGGUUGGCGAGAAAUGUGAUGUAUUAUGGGAAGACUUCCAUCAAAAGCUAGUGGAUGGGUCUUUGCUGACACUGGAUACCUAUCUGGGCCAAUUUCCAGACAUAAAGAAUCGCAUCGCAAAACGCAGCAGGAAGCUGGUUGACUAUGACAGUGCCCGCCACCAUCUGGAAGCUUUACAGAGCUCCAAGAGGAAGGAUGAGAGUCGAAUCUCUAAGGCAGAAGAGGAAUUUCAGAAAGCACAGAAAGUGUUUGAAGAGUUUAAUGUUGACUUGCAAGAAGAGUUACCAUCAUUAUGGUCAAGACGAAUUGGAUUUUAUGUCAAUACUUUCAAAAAUGUCUCUAGCCUUGAGGCCAAGUUUCAUAAGGAAAUUGCAGUGCUUUGCCACAAACUGUAUGAAGUAAUGACGAAACUGGGUGACCAGCACGCUGACAAGGCCUUCACCAUUCAAGGCGCUCCCAGUGAUUCGGGUCCUCUCCGCAUCGCAAAGACACCAUCACCGCCCGAGGAGCCUUCACCCAUACCAAGCCCGACAGCUAGUCCCAAUCAUACACUGGCGCCUGCGUCUCCCGCACCAGCACGGCCUCGGUCACCUUCGCAGACGAGGAAGGGGCCUCCUAUACCACCUCUGCCUAAAGUCACCCCGACAAAGGAACUGCAGCAGGAAAAUAUCAUUAGUUUCUUUGAGGACAACUUUGUCCCAGAAAUCAGUGUGACAACACCUUCCCAGAAUGAAGUCCCUGAGGUGAAGAAAGAAGAGACUUUGUUGGAUCUGGACUUUGACCCAUUCAAGCCUGAGGUAGCCUCUGCAGGUUCUGCUGGAGUGACCCAGUCCCCCAUGUCUCAGACAUUGCCCUGGGACCUAUGGACGACAAACACUGAUUUGGUACAGCCGGCUUCUGAUGGUUCAUUUAAUGGAUUCACGCAGCCCCAGGACACUUCAUUAUUCAUGAUGUCAACAGAUCAGAAUAUGACCAGUAACUUGCUGGCUGAGUCUGAACAGGCUCUACCAGCAGAGCCAAAAGCAGAGGAGCCCCUUGCCGCUGCAGCACCUGCUGUUGGACUGGACACCCAGGCUGAAGAGCCAGUGGAGGGGGCAGUGAUCCUACCUGGAACCGAAGCUGAUGGGACUGUGGGAGCGCUGGUGUCGGCCGCGGAGGGGGCCCCGGCAGAGGAAGCAGAGACAGAGGAGGCGGCUCCUCCUCCUGGGGAAAGAGCAAGUUUAGAGGAGGCCGGGGUUGAUCCUGAAACCACAGAGGUCGUAGGCAGUGACAGACCUCAACCAGAAGACACAGAAGCGGCAGCACCGCAGGAGAAGGUCAUCCCCUCUGUCGUCAUAGAGCCUGCUUCCAACAAUGAAGGAGAGGGAGAACACGAAAUAAUUACAGGUGCAGAGUCCAAGGAGGCGACUGAAGGCUCGGCUCUUCCAGGCCCCACCAGGGAGACGCCGGAACAGGCCUCCGAGCAGAAGGCCGCUGAGGACUUCCAACCAGCAGCCUCCGCGCCGUCUGCAAGCGAGGCCUCUCAGGAAGUGCCUCCCGGCUUUCUCUACAAGGUGGAAGCACUGCACGACUUCGAGGCAGCAAAUUCUGAUGAACUUACCUUACAGAGGGGCGACGUGGUGUUGGUGGUCCCCUCGGAUUCGGAGGCUGACCAGGAUGCGGGCUGGCUGGUAGGAGUGAAGGAAUCAGACUGGCUCCAGUACAGAGACCUCGCCACCUACAAAGGCCUCUUUCCAGAGAACUUCACCCGGCGCCUGGUUUAGGGCCAAAAAUAUUGUAGAAAGAGCCUGGUUUGGGGAUUUUUAAACCUUCGUGCAAGCCUGCAGAAUUCACUUCUGCUAUUACACUUAAUGAUUUACAGCCUGAUGCCAGACAAAGCUUGGAAGGAUGUAUCAAUGAAAUGCGUGUGCAAAAAAAGUAUAGGAAAAAAAAGUAAAUGAAGGAGAAAGUCCUCAGUGGUUCCCAUGUUAAGAAGAAAGGGUCUGUUUGUACUUUGUCCAAGCUGUGGAGACCCUUGUACUUGGUCUCCUCCCAGCGAUUCUAAAGUAAUUUUCUCCAGACGAGAACCUUAAUUUCUCUGCACCAAGUGUGUGGUAUUGAGAGGCUGCCCUGCAGAAGACGUGAUGAGUUAUCCUGUAGUACAAGAUUAUUUUACUCCCCAGUGCAGGUGUGAGCACGUGCGUUCUCGAUCUCUCCCCCUUUCAAGUUUACUGUGUUCAAAGUUAAACUGCAGAAGUUUUUGAUGUUCUUUUCCAAGGACUCUCUCCCUCUCUUCUGUGUGUGUGUGUGUUUGUGUGUGUGUGUGUGUGUGUGUGUGUGUGUGUGUGUUUGCGUGCGUGCGCAGUAGCACGAGCUAGUUCCCCUCACUCCUGGAUCUGUGUGUAUGCACAAAACGACAUAUACAUAGUUGCUUUCUUUCCUUUCCACUAUAGACAUUUGCCUCUCAAGUGUUAUUGAUACAUGCAUUUCUCUCAUUCUGUCUGGCAUUACAAAUGCAAUUUUGCCUCAGAACAAACUCAGCCAUUCCAUUGCCAAAACAGUCAUCAGUAUCCGUGUUCGUGAUGUGCAUUUUUCAGGGUGUGAGGACAGAUAGAUAGCAUGACAGAGCUGCUGUCUUCAUGGAGAAGGCAGAGCUUAAUGCUCUAAAUAUCUGGCUGCUGCGGCUGGAGGCAGGCUAGUCGGGAGGAGUAGCAAACUGCUUAACUUCUGACUUUCAGAGAUUGGCGUGACAAUGGGGCAUAUAAUCCCACCCCAAAAGAACACUUAAAAAGAGCCCCUUAUAUUUAUGCAACUCAUCUUCACAGAUUGUCCUAAAAUAAGAUAGGUGAUGUAUGCCGUAUCCACAGAUCAUCUGUAAUGAUAAUGUUUUCAGUGCUUGUUGUUCCCAAUAAACCUUUGGUC